Laccaria bicolor S238N-H82 is the source of this 351-nucleotide messenger RNA. RefSeq lists its product as uncharacterized. Lineage: Eukaryota; Fungi; Basidiomycota; Agaricomycetes; Agaricales; Hydnangiaceae. The record is from RefSeq and is a predicted model, not a curated record. Bases 1 to 351 code for a protein of 116 amino acids. The transcript is spliced from 2 exons.
AUGCAACUGCCAAGGGUGGGGCGCAAUUUGCCACGAGGAGAUAUAUUACGCCAGCCCCCGCUGCUCUCCAAAACCUCUCGUUGUCAAUUCCCGCACAGCCGCAAAGACUCCAAACAUGACCCACUUCAACCUCAUCUAUUGCGUCGACGGCUCACCUCCAGCCACCUCUUCUCCAGCACCGACUUCUCCAACCAAGACCGCAAAGUCGAGGACCUCAGCAUUGGGAAGGACGCAAAGGGCAUUAUUUACAUCCUUUGGCGGAGGUUCCUGACCCCAAACUACGAUCUUGUAUGCUCGGAGGGAUGGUCAAAUAAUUGGAAGUUUUCCGUGAAAGAUAUGGUUCGAUUUUAG